This is a messenger RNA of Caenorhabditis remanei, 819 nucleotides long. RefSeq lists its product as uncharacterized. The record is from RefSeq and is a predicted model, not a curated record. The transcript has a single exon. Bases 1 to 819 code for a protein of 272 amino acids. NCBI's taxonomy places the organism in Eukaryota, Metazoa, Nematoda, Chromadorea, Rhabditida, Rhabditidae.
AUGAUUCUGCUAGUAGCAAGAGAUUACCUUUGUAUCGUUGAUUGGAGAGAUGAAAAAUUAGUGGUCCUUUGUUUCGACACGAAAGGGGUUUCGGCCCAUAUAAAGACUCGAUACAGAUGGUUUACUCACGAAAACACGGGAUUAACAGCAACACAAUGGGUGGAGCGAAUUCUUGACGUAACAAAUUGUGAAUCGAUUGAUCAUUUGGAUCUCUGUGGAAAUCCACAGCUAGAAAUGUGCGAUACUUUUGGUCAAGAGACAAAACUCAAUUUGAACACCGAUUUCGGAUGUUCCUAUGACUUUGCAAAGAAACCUCUGGAAAUCCUCUCGGCAGUUACCACAGAAGUAAAACUGUACAUAAUUCCAUUUGAGACCAGAGAGGAAUUCCAAACUUUUCUGAAGAGCAAUUUAAAUUAUUUGAAUAUUCAAUCCAGCACUUUCCCGAAAUUCAAGUUCACUCUCGAUGACGUACUGAUCACGAAUGCGCUCAAAUUAAAUCUUAAACACGCAAAAUUAACUCUCAAAGAACUCAAUUUAUUCUUCAAAAAUUGGAUGAGAAAGAAAUGUGAUUCAAGACUGGAGCACUUGAUAGUGUCUACAUCCGAAAAAGUCAAUGCAAGGAAUCUUCUGGGAGGACUGAAGGCUGUUCCUUUUCCAAGAGACCGAGAGAGAAGGUUCAUUUACUCUAAACAAUUGGACUCUUUAUCAGAAUCGUUUUCUGGAGGAUAUGAUAUAAGGAGAGCGGAUGGGAAGAAAGCAACAAUCACGUAUGCAGGCUAUUCGGGGCCGACAGUCAUCAAUUUCUAUGUUUGGCCGUGA